Molecule: messenger RNA, 2490 nt
Organism: Somion occarium
Lineage: Eukaryota; Fungi; Basidiomycota; Agaricomycetes; Polyporales; Cerrenaceae
Source: the annotation of a GenBank genome assembly
AACGGGAGUUUGAGGUAAAAUACACCAUCAUGAUAUGUUUAACGAAGAUGGUGAUGCGUCAAACAUCAAACACCAGACGGAGGUUCACAAGUCCAAAUCGGCACUGUGGAUUAACACUACUCGUCUAUGUCGUGGGUCGAUAACCCCAUGCUGUUUCCACCUCCGCCAUCUGAUACGCUCUGCAUUAUAGCGGCUACAAGACCAGGGCUGUUCCAAACAAGCAGUUAAGGUGGCUUACCAUGGAGGCAAUGUACUUAGAUCCUGUUCGAACAGAAUAUAACGAAACCCAGACGAUUGGGAACAGAGAGGACUGUCAACAGUCAAGGUUAUCGCCGCCCAUUCGGGUGGCCCUGGCCGAUUCUUUUUGCAUCGGAGGAGCCAAAUCGCAUUCCAGAUCAUGCGGAGUCCAGGCCGUUAGUGGGUCCCUCACAUUAAUAUUCGCCUCCUAACAUGCACACCAUCAUCCUCCCGACGCUCGUUUGUCCCCGCCACUCCUUAUACCGCUCCCUGCACAAUGAAGUCUCUGGUGUCUUUGUAUAUUACUCUAGCAUGUAAUGUUUAUGCUUCGCUUGCUGCAAUCGAAGUCACUCCGCCUUCAAGUCCUCCUACAGGCAAUGCCACCGCGGUCGUUUUCCCGAAUUUCCUUGGAAUAUCCCUGGAGCUCUCAUUCAUAAACAACUACUUCGGUAACAGCUCGAAUGAAGCACCACCUGCAAUGGUCAACUACCUCUCUGCUAUACGCAAUCGUACCUUUGAUCGACCUGUUCGACUCCGACUUGGUGGAAAUUCCAUGGAUAGUUCUACCUAUGUCCCGGACCAACAGGAUAUUAUCCAGUUUACCAACCCCAAUGCUAACUCAAAUGAUCAACCAGUCAACUACGGCCCGGCACUCUUCGAUGUUAUGAACACGGUCAGCGAUAUGGCCGGUGAAGUUGAAUAUCUCAUCGGAUUAAGCCUGCGCAAUCCAAACAGUACCAAUAUUGCGCUCCUGGCAGGCGAUGCGCAGAAGGCUCUUGGGGAUAAACUGGAUGCAUACUUACUUGGAAAUGAGCCUGAUUUGUACACUCGGCAUGGACAGAGACCCAACAUAGCGAAUUACACCGUCAAUGAUUACAUCGGUGAAUAUUGGACCGUUUUCAACCAGCUUAAAUACACGCCACAAGGUGACGUGUUGGAAUUGGAUAAAAUUGCCGGGCCCACAAUCUGUUGUGCUUGGGACCUCAACGCUGUCUUGUCAUCCGGUUGGUUGACCUCCUUCAAAGACCGGCUGAAGUACAUCACGUUGCAACACUAUCCUCAAGACAAUUGCCGCUCAACACAUAAAUACGAACUGGACUAUUACCUUCAGCACAAAGAAACAGUAGAGCUCGCACAAUGGCAGGGUCCGGGAAUACACAACCUUUCGACCAUGCCCCCCGAAAUCCGGAGGCCUCUCCUCAUGGACGAAUUCAGUUCGGCUUCUUGUGGAGGCCUCCCAGGAAUCUCGGACACGUUCGGUGCGGCUAUGUGGACAGUGGAUUAUGCGUUACAGAUGGCCAGCGUUGGCUAUUCUGCAGCGUAUCUGCAUACUAGGGAGAGGGGCGUCACAUACAAUCUCUUUGAUUAUCCAGACGCCCCUGCUGGUAGUGGCGGGGAUUGGACUACAAACCCGACGUUCUAUGCAUACUUGCCAAUCGCAGAAGCACUUCAAUCUCCUAACGGAAGUAAGGUGGUCGAUUUGGACAUCGAGAACUCCAUGACGGACGCCACAGCGACCAUUGCAGGUUAUGCGAUUUACGACAUGACGUCCUCUAACGUCCACCGCGUUGUCCUAUUCAAUUUCGUCAACGGUUCAUCUACCCCUGUAUCAUUUUCACUUUCGCCUUCGUUCUUUUCUACGUCAAGCAACAGUGUCCUUGUGCGAUACCUCACUGCGCCGAACGUCAAUGAGAAGACUCAGAUAGCCUGGGGUAACCUCACGUACGCCGGUGUUGGUGACGGCAAUCCUAUUCAAGCUACAUUCGAUACUGCACGAAGCGAUCAGACCGUGGAUUGCUCCCAGGGCUGUACCAUUGAUGUGCCAGGACCGGCUGUCGCAGUGGUGUAUGUGGGUGCUCCCCCAAUCCUUGGUGCUGUGAAGAACAGUACAAGCCAGACUACAGGCUCUGGAGCCACCUCUCAUUCUGGGACGUUGGGUUUGAGGCUUCCGAGUGCGACGUCGCUCUUGUUGUUGUCCUUGCCGUUCGUUCACAUUUUCAGCUUGCUGUGAUGCUCGCACUCUUUCAUAUUUAUUGCAUCGAACCCGAACUUACAUACCAGGUGAAUCGUCCCAUGUGUUGUAGCUGCUUGUUGCCAUUUGUAGCUAGCCUAUGGCUCUGUAGAAGCUAGAUCAUAUUGCUGUAUUAACAUCUUGCCUCCAUGAUAAAAACUAUCCCGUAUGGAAGAAUGCCGGUUUUUCCUCUCUAGGGAUUUGUGAAGGCUGCCAGUCACCUAAACCCUAAGAACGAUCCA